Molecule: messenger RNA, 1122 nt
Organism: Strongylus vulgaris
Lineage: Eukaryota; Metazoa; Nematoda; Chromadorea; Rhabditida; Strongylidae
Source: the annotation of a GenBank genome assembly
GCGGAAGAGAAAGAAAAUGGUGACAUUUUAUGUGAAGAGGUGGAUCAGCCAUCGACCAGCAAAGGUAUUCGAGAUAAUGAAAAUCCAUAUGAAAUUGUCGAUACAGACGAAAGUGGACCAAAGCGCAGGAAGCCUAAAAUCACGAAAGUAAUUGAUGAUUCUGCCCCAUCAACAUCCACAUGGUACCCAGUUGUUGUCUCACUUGGCGACACGGACCGCCCCAGAUCAACUUCUAUCAGCAAAGCCUCCGAUGAUAGAGUUGGAGGGGCCGAUAUCAAGGUGGAAAUCACGAAAUUCCUGGAAGAGUUGAUUGAAAAACAUCCUGAGACACUUGACGUUAUUGAAAAUGUCCGUCAAAGUAGACUAGGACGAAGCACUGCUUCGCAUCGCGUUCCGCAGAUGUUAAGAGCACCCACGAGACGCCGAUCUUCCUCAUCCUCGGUAGCUGCGUUGUCAGAUAUGGCCCUCAAGGAUGGUACACAUGUUGCUGCAGGGCAUGAAGAUACCUCACAAGGAGCUGUGCAUUCAUUUCAAGACGCAGAUGGAAUGUGGUGGACGUAUGCUUUUGACGAACAUGGAGUAGGAACAGCCCAACCUCUUGGCUCCGGAAGAGCUCUCAUGGAGCUGCUACAGGGAACUCAAGACCCUCCUUUGGGCAGAAAUCGACUGGAUGUUUUACCGGAAUCUGCAUAUGUAAGCAGCGAAGAAGAGAACGAGCCAUGUUCCUCUCAGGCUGCUGCGAAUAUACCGGGAAUUAGCGUUGGAAGCACCAGACAUCAAAUGGUAUCGUUUGCAAAUGUGGCUUCAAGAUUACGGGCAGCUGUUCGUCAGACUGAUGGCUUGGCGAUUGGAGGUCCAGAUGGAUCUGACAUAGCAUCGAAUCAAUUUGCAAGAAGCAUUCUGGAGCGUAGAGAAGGGCGAGGGAGAGAGGAUAGCGCACCAACAACAUAUCAGGAAAGCUUUCUUACACGUUUGGACUCUGGCUCUUCAACGGGUGGCGGAAUGACAUCUCGAUUCCGAUUCCUAUCUGAACUUGGCUUAGCAGUACUUCCAACGGGCGGAACUAAUACAGCGGCAGUUUCUGUUGAUUACUCGGCACCACCUACUCGACGCACGUCAACU